CCCCCGCUGCCAAUAUAUCUCGCCACCACCGGCUGCCAGCCUGCCAGUCUGCCACCCCCCGUCUCCGUCUCCCCCAACGGGCUCCGCUACUGCUCGUCACGUCCCCUCCCACCUCCGCCUCCCGCGGCGCGGCUACCCGGCGGCGCGGCGGGUUCUUCGCCGGUACCUGAGGGGCGGCGGCUGCGGCGGCGGAGGCGCGCGCGCUCGGGCGGAUGGCGCUGUUCCGGCGGCUGUUCUACCGGCGGCCGCCCGAGGGGCUCGUCGAGAUCUCCGGCAACAUCCUCGUAUUUGACCACUGCUUCUCCACGGAUUUAUUUGAAGAAGAUGAGCUGAUGCCAUACAUUGGAGGAAUCUUAAAACAGUUACUUGGUCGCUACUCCAUUGACUCAUUCAUGGUAUUCAACUUUGAGGGAGGCAAGAAGCACAACCAAACUGCCAGCAUUUUCUCUUAUUAUGACAUGAGCGUAAUGGGUUAUCCACGUAACUAUGAAGGAUGCCCGUUGCUAACCAUGGAGAUGAUUCACCAUUUCCUGAGGUCUAGUGAAAGCUGGCUCACUUUAAGCCAGGACAAUUUCCUGCUUAUCCAUUCGGAACAUGGGGGGUGGCCAGUCCUUGCUUUUGCAUUGGCAGCUCUACUGGUUUACCUCAAAAGGUGUACAAAUGAGAGGAAGGCUUUGGAGAUGGUCUGCAAACAUGCACCAGCUGGGCUAGCUGAGCUAUUCUCACCAAUUGACCCAGUGCCUUCUCAGCUGAGAUACUUGAAGUAUGUAUCAAAACGGCACAAAUCACCAGAACUAUGGCCUCCUGCUGACAGAAUGCUGAAUUUGAAUUGUAUAAUAAUCAGGAAGGUACCAAAUUUUGACGGGCAAGGGGGAUGUAGGCCUAUAUUCCGGAUUUAUGGCCUAGAUCCCCUUGCGCCUAAUGACAGAGCUACUAAAGUUCUCUUUUCGAUCCCAAAGACAAGUGAUUUUGUCCAGCUUUAUACACAGGAAGACUGUGAGAUAAUCAAGGUUAAUGUUCAUUGUCCUGUUCAAGGAGACAUUGUAAUUGAGUGCAUCAGCCUGGAUGAGGACUUGGAACAUGAAGUUAUGGUGUUCAGAACGAUGUUUAGCACAGCUUUUAUUGAUGACAACUUGUUGGUACUCGAUCGAGACCAGAUUGACAUUCUGUGGGACACAAAACAUCGGUUUCCUGUAGACUUCAGAGUUGAGGCUAUAUUUUCUGAUAUGGACAUGAGCACAACAAUAGGCAAAUCUGAGCUAUCAAGUGAGGAGAAAGGAAGCCUUUCCAAGGUUGAUGAUGCCUUCAGUCAUCUGGAUUGGUCAAGCAAAAAUGAUCACAUCACAAAUCAUGAAUCAGACCAGAAGGGUUUACACAACGAACAUGAUGGCUUUGAUGUGGUACCUCUAGAGGAAACAGAAACCAGCAACUCUGCGGCUGCACAUAGCUUGCUGGACAGCAGAUCAGUUCAGGUUCAUCAUACAGAACCUCCACAUAACCAUUCUUCUGCGACAAAGUUUGAUGGUAGUGAGGAUUAUGCUGCCAAUGCGCGUUCUUUACCAGAAGCAGAAGCUCCCGGACCAAACUCUCAAGGAGGUCAAAUCUUCAAGGACACAUCAGCACGUGAUGAGCCAGAAGUGGAUGACGCUAAGAAUGAACUCAAUUCAAAAAUAUCGCGAGAUGCAGAAGCUGGAGGUGCUGCAGCUGCAGAGUUGUCUGACAACAAUUCAGAUGUGUUCCUGUCAGAUUCACCCUCAAGCAGCCCUCCAUCUAGCCCGCCAAAGUACGACGAAGAUAUCGUGGUAGCUGGGAUGGUCGACACUCGAUCACAACUGACUGAGCUGAAGAUAUAACGAGUUCGCGAAUUGCUUCUGAUGCGAAUUGGGGCCCACCUGAACCAAGGAUGAAGGAUGAUGGAGCUGCCGAAAAUGUACUUACAUAAUACUGUUUGGGUGGGGGGGGGGAUGGUUGGCCAGACCAUAAGCAUGUACAGUUCAUUUACUCAAACAUGUAUGAAAGAUCAAGAUCUAUCGAAAUUUUGUUGAAAA
Messenger RNA from Panicum virgatum (switchgrass), 2048 nucleotides. Its product is annotated as formin-like protein 6. The transcript has 4 exons. Lineage: Eukaryota; Viridiplantae; Streptophyta; Magnoliopsida; Poales; Poaceae. The coding region runs from base 213 to 1853 and encodes 546 amino acids. The record is from RefSeq and is a predicted model, not a curated record.